AUGGAUUACAAUAUGAAAUUUGUAGAAUUAUUGAAGAAACAUGAGAAUCAUCAGAUGAUACUUAAGGUGACAUUGGAUGUGAUGCUUUAAGAGAAAAAUUACAAAAGUCAACUUGUCAAAUAUAGAGAUGAAUUGAGAAGAGAAGAUAAAAUUAUUACGUUAAAAGAAUUGGCUAUGAGAUCAUAGCAAGAUUAAGUUAAAGCAUUAGAGAAAAUUAGCAAAAUCGACCAAUAGAUUAUGCUUUAUCUAAAGGAUUAAGUAUUACCUAUCAUUCACUUUGAUAGAAAGUUAAACAAUUACACUUUCAUAAAGUACUACACUGAUCCAGAAAACUCAAUCAAUCCAUAAGAAACCAUCAUUGAGACACAAUACAAAGAAAAUACAAAUCUGGAAUCUUUCGAGGCUGAUUUCUCCAAGUUGGAGUGGAAGUUGGAAAUUACUUUAUCCAGCAUCAAGAUGAGAAAAGUAAUCAUUAAUUUUGAGUCAUGA
Messenger RNA from Paramecium tetraurelia, 489 nucleotides. RefSeq lists its product as uncharacterized. Gene Ontology annotation, cellular component: nucleus. Lineage: Eukaryota; Ciliophora; Oligohymenophorea; Peniculida; Parameciidae. The transcript has 3 exons. The record is from RefSeq and is a predicted model, not a curated record.